AUGGCACCAUUUGAAGCUUUGUAUGGAAAUAAGUGCAAGACCCCAUUGUACUGGGAUGAAGUUGGAGAAAGAAGAAUUCUAGGGACAAAAUUAAUACAACCUACUUAUGAAAAGAUAGAUAUAAUCACAGAGAGGAUUAAGGCAGCUCAAUCCAAACAAAAGUGCUAUGCAGAUAAGAGAAGAAAACCCCUGGAGUUUGAAGUGGCUGAUAAAGUCUUUUUAAAAAUUUCACUAGUUAGAGGUGUUAAGAGAUUUGGAAGGAGAGGAAAACUGGGUCCUAGAUAUGUGGGACUGUUUGAGAUUCUGGAUCGGAUUGGCCAGAUAGCUUACAGAUUGGGAUUGCCUCUAGAAUUAGAAAGAUUUCACAAUGUCUUUCAUGUGUCUAUGUUGAAGAAGUAUAUUCCGAACCCUACGCAUGUACUGCCUACUAUGGAGUCAUCGGACCUGGAUGAUGAUCUGAGUUAUGAAGAACAACCUGAAGGGAUCUUUGACAGGAAAGAGUAUCAGCUCCGGAACCGGAUCAUACCAUAUUUGAAGAUUAAAUGGAAGAACCACCCGGAACAAGAAGCUUCCUUGGAGAGAGAAGAUGAAGGAAAGAAAGAUAUCCUGAAUUGUUUGGUUUAUCAGGAAGCUAUGAAGCAGAAGAGCUUAGGGCAAGAUCAAAUUCUGCAGAGUUUAGAAGAACCAGUGGGAGAGUACUAG
This is a messenger RNA of Macadamia integrifolia, 702 nucleotides long. RefSeq lists its product as uncharacterized. Lineage: Eukaryota; Viridiplantae; Streptophyta; Magnoliopsida; Proteales; Proteaceae. The record is from RefSeq and is a predicted model, not a curated record. Bases 1 to 702 code for a protein of 233 amino acids. The transcript has 2 exons.